Molecule: messenger RNA, 4380 nt
Organism: Amoebophrya sp. A25
Lineage: Eukaryota; Dinophyceae; Syndiniales; Amoebophryaceae
Source: the annotation of a GenBank genome assembly
GGGUGCGAGAGAGCGAAGAGCAGUGGUGAUUGAGAAUGAAGCUCUGGCCGCUGCUCAUUGCUGGGCACCAGCAGGUCUCUGCUGGUGUCGCGCGAAGUGGUCAGAGGAUAGCCUUGAGUGGUCAACGCAGACAACAACAGCAGCAGAACGACCGAAAACGGGUUGGUGGGCGUAAGCAGACCCCGGUAGAGGCCGAGGCAGCACGACAGGCCGAGCUUGAGGCCGAGGCAAACGCUGCCGCCGCCUCCUUGGGCUCCGCGCCACCAGUUGCUAUCAAAACUGGCAAAUAUGGAACAGAAGGAGCGAUUGGCAAAGUGAUCAAACUACUUAUGGACAUGAAGAAGAACGUUCUGGGAGACAAUGAGCGGGACAAGCGAAUGUAUGACCAGUUCGCGUGCUUCUGUAAGGAGGAGGGUGCAGCUAGGGGCACCACUAUCGAGGAUGCAAAAACGCGACUUACCGAGCUUACGAAGCUCAUUGGUACAUCUUCCUCGCUAAUUACGGAGGCUGAACUCCAGAUCGCUUUCGAAACAAAGAAUAUCGCCAAAGAGAAGAAAAAACAAGAGAAGCUCACGAAGGUAGUUCUACAUCAAGGUUUUUGACCAAAAGGAAGAUCCAGUUCUUCGAAUCCUCCGCAUGAAUACGAGGACACGACUACAUUUAUCUCUACAAGAAGCACUGGGGUUACCUAGCGAUACCUUCUGGACUUUGAGAGGAUCAAGAACUAAGACUUUAAUUUUGUCGAAGAUGCAUUCAAUGAGCAUGCAUUUCAUCGUCUUUUCGCUGUGUUUCGAUGGAGCUGAAAUAGAAUCUAGUGGAUACGAUCACGCCGAAGCCAGUUUUGACACAUGUAAAGUAAUUUCAUGUCAAGAGGCCAAUCCUCCGUCUACGCACAACUACCCCUUUGAUUUCUGCAUCGACGGUGACAGGCUCACGUCACUGACUAGUACUUACAAACGAGGAAAAAUAUAUUCGUAAGUUGGCACUUGAUUUCCGAAACAACACACCAGCGUAUGGACGAGGAUGAUGCCGAUUUUAACAAGAGGAAAGGCGAAAAUAUUGAGACACUAAACGUGCUCACAAAGGCAGUCUCCGUGUUAUCAAAGCCGCGCAGCUUUUUGCAAACGGAGCGGGAGGAGGUAAAACAAGCUCCAGUAUGGGGAGUACAUAUGAAGACUUUUCUUUUAUAGUGAUGGUACAAAUUGAGCGUUUUUUUUGCCAAUAUCAUAAAAAUCUAAAUUUUUCUAAAUUUUGUUUGCAGCGCCAGCGAACGCUCGCGCUCGUUCAGCAGCUGACUGGGAAAUCCGUAGGUGAGGGAACGAUGGGACAGGCGACUGGAUAUCUUGUCGAUCUCAAAAAGCAGACUGCAGUGGAUCUGCAGGGCGAUACCAUUGAAAACGUCAACGCGCGUAAAAGCUACACGAAAGAAAUGCUCCUUAGUGAACAGGCUAUCGCGGAGCAUGAGUUUAUAAAGAAAACGCAAGAAGGGAUUCUUGCCGAGAAUAUGAAGCUCAAGGGCGAGUACGUUGAGGUACUUACUAUUUGUCUACCUUGGAGACAAGCUUGCACAGAAUUUAGAUUUUUUAGAGUUCUGGGAUCGCUCGAGCCAGUCUGGACCAGAAGAGUCAUUGGCCAACUGAGAUUCAUGAUGUUGGACGAUGCCUCUGCCAGGAAGCCGAGAACAAAUGUCUCUCUCCUCUCCUCGCAUAGCAUUUUCAUGAUACGUUGUCAGGAAUAUAACGCAGUCAAGCAGAAAAUGGACGCCGAUGUGGAGUUUUUCGACAACAUGCAAGCUGAUUGCAACGCCCGCAGCAAAUUUUAUUCCCAGCAAGUAACGGAUGCGGAGUCGGAAAUUUCUGCUAUUGAAGCAACUCUGCCGAUUCUCGAGAGUAUCAUGGCCGGCGACAACGCUCCUUCACCGACUUUUGUCCAGGUACUCCAUAUUUCACUUCUGCAUUUGCGGGGUUUGUUAGUGUAAUUUUCUCACAGAGUUCGUGCACUAGUUUGGUUGAGUUAGAAUCUUGAGUGGAGAAAAGGGGCGAAUUGAUUAUGCGAUUCGGAAUUAAGAUGUUAACAGAUCGAAUUGCGAAUCAAUGCGGCACUUCUCACACCAGGUUCGUUCUACCCUGGGCUCUCGAGUGGAUAAGGUUUCGCGAUCUAUCCACCGCUUGCCGGUGGAGAUGAAGCGAGCGGUGAUGGCCUUUCUAUCCCAGAGCGACGCCACAGCGCUUUCUGCGACCGAGAAGAUUGUCAAGAAGUGUGAGGACAUGAUCACAACUUUGCAAAAGGAGAUUAUGGAUACGGACGAAGCCAAAAACACCUGCGUGGAGACCACUCAUAACCUAGAGAUGGCGAAAGAGACGGCGACGCAGGUCAAGGUCGCUGCUGAAGACGCAGUCACUGCGACGAAGCAAGACAUUCGCUUUGUGGAUGAUGAAGUCAAGAAGGUGAUCGGUGAUAUCGCCGUCAACGAGAAGACGAAAUCUGACCUCGACACAACAUGCGCGCAGACUGCCAGCACCCUGAAAACGCAAAAGGAGGAGCUCACGGCAGAAAAAGCAGCAGUCGAGGCUGCGACUGAGAAAUUGGCCGAAGCUUACGGUGACGAUGCGCUAGCGGCAUUGAAGGAGCACGAGCACUUCACAGUACUACUUACUUCCUAAUGUUGUACCUCUGCAAAUGUCAUUUUGUGUCUUUUAUUUUUGAAGACUGAAUUUGAAACCAGUGCUCAACCUGUUGUAAAAACGCGAAGCUAAGAAUAAUUUCCAUAUAUAUAAUUUCCUUCCACCUCGUCCUCAGGCUGACUACAACAACCAGUACAAUGCGAUGGCCUCGAAUCAGACGAAAACAGAACAGGCGACUGAUUUCACCGACCAGAACGCUCGGCGUUCGGGUGGGGCGAAGAUUGUCACGAUGCUGUUGAUGAUCAAGGACAACCUCGCGAAGAAUCUAGCUGACACUAUCGCCGAGGCAGAAGAGAGCGAGAACAGCUGCAUCAAAGGCAAGGCUGAGCUGAUCCUCGCACACGAGAAGCUGACGGAUCUAAAAAACGAGAAGACCGACGAGAAAGUGACGCUGUCGAAGAAGCUGAAGACCGAGAAGCUGGACUUGGAGAGCAAAACGACCGAGGAGACAAAUGCGCAGCAAGCGUUGGAGGACUAUGGUAACUGCGCGCAGAAGAUCGAAGUCUACAACAACGCGAUGCUCGCGAGGCAAACCGACAUCGAUAGCAUCAAUGAAGUGAUUCACUUUCUGCAGACCAUUUCCGCAGACACCGACGGCGCUGUAUCCCUCGUCGACGAUACAGACCUCACGCUCGCAGACUACAAGUAAAUUAGGAGCAAGACUGGGGUCGGUUAGGGGCAAGCUGCCGAAGAUGAAGGACAUAGUGAGGACUUCAAAAUUUGGAUCACUUCGAGGUUCAACUUUGAUUUGUGUAAAUACUCCUGCGUUUGAACAAAAAUGUAAUAGCUAAAAAACACGAAAAAUAGGAUGGGAUAGGAUUUGAUCCGCCAUCCACAGUUUUCCCCGCAUACUCAAGCGGAUAUGCGCAGCCUCAGAAGGACGGCUUGAAUUUAGUUAUCUACCGAAAAAUACACAUAUAAAUACAUAAUCACUUCUCGAAUUACGCCGAUCAUGUAGAGGAUAGACAAACCUUAAUCAGACUUGCAUACUCCGAGAGCUGUGCAUAGUCAAUGUUACAUCAUUUUAGAAAUGACGGAGAAAAAGGUAUAGGUGCUUGCUCUGGCUGUCGACAGCGCUGUGAUGUAGUCGCGCGUAGAACAUGUGCUUGUACAGAUAUUUGAACGUGACAGUGUAGGCAAGAAAAGAAAAUGCAAGUCUAAAUUCAUGUCGUUACCGCGGGGAUUAUCGAACGGGCUAGAUGCAACUAUCCAACGGACUUACGUAAUGUAUCUUUUCAAAUAUCACCUGAAUUUGUAGUGUCAUGUGCCUUUUUGUUCAAGAGUUGAUAUUUUUCUGUUUACCGUUGCAGUUACUUCGCUUUUAUGUUUUUGGGUUUCAUUUUAGGGUGUUUCUGUUUUUUUUUCUGUUUGCAAAUAACUCACACAAGGAUGCGUGCGUGUAGUUCAAUUUCAAUUCUGUUUCCUUUUCGAUUAUUGUUUACCUGAGAGAUCGAGACCGUUCGGGUAAUCCUAUAUUGUUAUGUUUGCACUUCCUUACAUAUUAUCCUUCGUAAAUUCCUAUUUCGAGAUCGUGGGCACAUUUUUUCCAAUGGUAUGCACGGAGUAGCCUAUCUCAUGCGCGUCUUCGGGAAUGUCGACUGAUGGAAUACUGAGGAGGGUCAAGGUGUCGGUAAAAAAACUAGGUCUGUCUGUAGCACAUGUGACCAUGUAGUAGCUUUUAAUCAGCGUCAGGGGC